AGCAAAAUCUCAAACACACCAAGGCCCUUAGAGAGAGAGAGAGAGAGAGAGCGAAGAUGAUGAUGAUGACGAAGAAGAUGGUGGGAGUGGUUGUGCUGCUGCUGAUGGCCUUGGCUGCAACUGGGGAGGGGCGCUUCGAUGGGAAUACCUUGCUGGCGGAGAUGUUCAAGGAGAACGGGGAACCAAACUACUACAUGAAGUCAACCACCACGGCCUGCUGCGACAUGUGCAUCUGCACAAGGUCCAUCCCUCCUCAGUGCCAUUGCACCGACAUCGGAGAAAGUUGCCACUCUGCUUGCAAGUCCUGUCUCUGCACUCGCUCCCAUCCUCCCCAGUGUCGCUGUGUUGACACCACCAACUUCUGCUACCAUCCAUGUUCCUCUUCUGCUUAAUGCUGUAAUCAAUUAAAGCCUAGGCAUCACUGGCUGCGUUCUACUCUCGAUCUGCUGCUUUGUUUCUAUGGACGUGAAUCCCCCUGUCUUAUGAAAUAAAGCACCUUGUGCCUUUGCUUCCAAUUUGCCUUUUGGCAAACUGGUUGUGUGUUUUGCUACUGUGAA
Messenger RNA from Neltuma alba, 557 nucleotides. RefSeq names its product Bowman-Birk type proteinase inhibitor-like. Gene Ontology annotation, molecular function: serine-type endopeptidase inhibitor activity. The transcript has a single exon. The record is from RefSeq and is a predicted model, not a curated record. The coding region runs from base 57 to 392 and encodes 111 amino acids. Gene Ontology annotation, cellular component: extracellular region. Lineage: Eukaryota; Viridiplantae; Streptophyta; Magnoliopsida; Fabales; Fabaceae.